GUCCGUGGGGGAGAUGUAUGGGAGAUGAAUGCGGUCCAGGUGGCAUCCAGACACGAGCGGUGUGGUGCGCCCACGUGGAGGGCUGGACCACACUGCCCACGAACUGCAAGCAACCAGAGCGGCCGGACAACCAGCAGAGCUGUUUUCGGGUCUGUGACUGGCACAAGGAGCUGUAUGACUGGCAGAUUGGCAGCUGGAAUCAGUGCCAGCCUGUCCUGUCCCGUAGCCAUGAGAAGCCCCUGGAGUGCCUCAGAGGGGAGGAAGGGAUCCAGACAAGGGACAUCACCUGUAUCCAGAAGUCUAAUGGUGUGGCGGCUGAGGAUGUCAUCUGUGAGUACUUUGAGCCAAAGCCUCGCCAGGAGCAGGCGUGCCUCAUCCCAUGCCGGCAGGACUGCAUUGUGGCUGAAUUUGCUCCCUGGUCGGAGUGCUCAAAGACCUGUGGCAGUGGGCUUCAGCAUCGAACUCGGCACGUUGUGGCUCCACCACAGUUUGGUGGGUCUGCUUGUCCUAACCUCACUGAAUUUCAGAUCUGUCAGUCUAGCCCAUGCGCUGCUGAAGAAAGCUUGUAUAGCCUAAACGUGGGACCCUGGAGUGCAUGCUCAGUGCCCCAUUCAAGACAAGUAAGGCAAACGAGGAAACGAGGGAAAAACAAAGACAAGGAAAAAGACAGAGAAAAGGCAGUUCGGGAUCCUGAUGCUCGUGAGUUAAUUAAGAAGAAGAGGAAUCGCAACAGACAGAAUAGACAGGAGAACAAAUAUUGGGACAUACAAAUUGGGUACCAAACCAGGCAGGUCACAUGUACUCACAGAAAUGGGAAAACUGCUGCUCUGAGCUUCUGCAAACAAGACAAGUUGCCCAUUACGUUCCAGUCCUGUGUGAUCACAAAGGAGUGCCAGGUGUCAGAGUGGUCAGAAUGGACCCCCUGCUCCAAAACCUGCUUUGACAUGACAACCCCUAAAGGGAAUCGUACAAGGUCACGGACCAUUAAACAGCUCCCUGUGGGCAGUGAAAGUGAAUGUCCACAAUUAGAAGAAACAGAGCAGUGUGUUUCUCAAGGAGAUGGUGUGGCACCGUGCAUUACGUAUGGUUGGCGGACCACAGAGUGGACAGAAUGCCGUGUCGAUCCUCUCCUUAGCCAACAGGACAAGAGGCGAGGAAAUCAGACAGCACUGUGUGGAGGUGGCAUUCAAACCCGGGAAAUGUACUGCGUGCAAGCAAAUGAAAAUCUCCUCUCCUAUUUAAAUACCCUCAAGGAAAAAGAAGAAAGUCAGUCACAGAGCAAGUCGAAGGCUAGUGCUGCACCUCUGCUAUCAAUUACUUUUGAAAUAACAG
Messenger RNA from Eurypyga helias (sunbittern), 1332 nucleotides. RefSeq names its product thrombospondin type-1 domain-containing protein 7A-like. The record is from RefSeq and is a predicted model, not a curated record. The annotation marks the transcript as partial. Lineage: Eukaryota; Metazoa; Chordata; Aves; Eurypygiformes; Eurypygidae. Gene Ontology annotation, cellular component: extracellular matrix. Gene Ontology annotation, biological process: cell adhesion. The transcript has 4 exons.